GUUUAAGUUUACAAGUCUUUUAAAAUGUAAAUUAGCGAAGGUAGAGCGUAUCGUAAACAGGAAGUAGUUUAGGUUUGCUCAGACAGAGGGGAUCCUCAAGAAUUUACUUGAGUGAUAGUUAACUCUGGUCAAAGGUAUCCGCUAUGGAGGAUGCUUCUGGGCCCUUGCCACACCAGGCUAAACCAGAUGAAAGAAGGGAGGACUAUCACAUGGACUUUCAGAAUGAAAUGUAUGAGCGGAUGCCUCCCUCCAGAGCCCCCAGCGGUGUUGGGGAUGAUUCGGGAGUGGGAGACGGGAGUGAACCUCAUGGCGGACUGAUUGAUGAUCUCCUGGGACCUCAUUUUAGAAGCAGAUACCGAGAUUCUGGAAUCCACAUUCAUAUAGGGACAGUGCAUUAUCAUCGAGAACCUCCAUCAUUACCAGGGCUGUAUAGAGGGCCGGUCUAUCAGGGAGUCAACCAGCAGCCACCUCCACCCUGUAGUCCUCUGAGUAACAAUCAAUAUGCAUCAUCACCUCUACCCAAUCAGUACCACCAAAGCAGAUCUGGUCACGUGAGAAAUAUGCGACCACAUCCCUCUCAAUCAGAUGUUUUUGGAAACGUUUCUUUAAGACAACCUAGCACAGUUAUAAAGGGUACAGAAGAUGGGACACGUACAGCUAGAGGAAAAACGGAAGCUUCGACUUCAAACUACAUUUCACUUGCAGAGUGCAAUACAACUGAUACUGUUAAUUCAAUGGAAGGAGGUUUCCACAGCGUCAUUAUUGAACCUUCUGAGCAGGUAAUUGACGGAGUUCCAACGCAUUACGAGGUUAACUUAAGGCUCUCAGAAGAUGACCCAGUUAUGUAUACUGGAGAGCUCAAAUGUGUCCCAUCAGUGCCAGAGUUACGCCCGCCAACUGCAGCAUUACACCGCCCGCGAUCUACAAUUUAUAUUAACAAUGCAUACGUUAGUCAGAACAAAAAGACGGUGAUUGAAGGCGUAGAAGAAGCUGACUAUGUAAACUAUAAUCAACCGUUCACAAAAGCUCAGGCAUACAGAAUAGGCAAUGCGGGAUCACCGGGAAGUCCUCCCAUGGGACAAACAUCUAGACCUGUCCGUCCAGUGGGACAGACGUCAACACCAGAGCUGAGGAAAACGUCACAAAGUGAUACAGAAGACAAAGCUCCAACUGAGCACAGAUUGAGUCGAGGCUUGUACUCCAGAAGGGAGCUGGCAUCAUCUGGGAAAAUUGGUGGAGGGAGGAUGUGGAAAUCAGCGGCUAACUUAACAGAGAGUGUUCCCGCCGUCAGACCUAAGGAGGGCAGUGUAAUGUGUUCAAAGUUUACCUGUAUAUCAGAAGGUUUCCAUCCGGACAUUGAAGACGACAACGAAAAAGCUCACAUCAAAGAAUGUCUUCACAAUAAGGGAAAGAGUGGAAACUGGGUAAUGUUGACUCUACAGAAUCAUCCCGUGAACAGGUAUUGUCUUGAGGUUAAAUACCAGGAUGACGUUCUGUCCUUCCCCGUGAUGCUGACUCGCAAGAAAAAAUACAAAAUCGAUCCCUCUCGAAAGGGUUUCAAGUGUCUAUGCAAAUUGAUUGAGUUUUACAAGAAAAACAAACUUCCAUCGUGCAAUGUUAAUCUCGGAAGUCCUUUCCCUAAGUCCUCAAUCCCACCGACUGAGGCGGAGGCCGACUGUAGUGAUGAGGUUAUAAGGCAAUAUGCUGGCAUCAGGUUAUAAAAAUGCAAUGUAUUCUUACACUGCCUACACCAAAUUUAGAAAUGUUCGUUUCCAAGUUUCAAUUUCUGUUCUAUUUUCACAACUUUUUGCUUAAUAAAUUUGCCAGAAUUCAUUUAAUAUGUUUGCAUUUUACGAGAGCAUUAUUUGAAAUCUAAAAUUAAACGGAAGACUAAUGUUUCUUAAAAAUCUUUAAUGUUUAUACUCAAAUGGUGUCAGAGUUUCGGGGAAAGAUUUUUGUAAACUUGUAUUGAUUGAUCCCCCACAAGAAAAAAAUGUAUAUUAUUUAAAGAGAAUUACAUGUACAUUUACUUAACUUUUUUAUAUUUAGAAAAUAUAUUUUGUGCAGAGGUACACUGGAUGUUGCUUAUUUCAACACUAACUAAGAUAUACUGAUACUAGUAUAUACAAUUCUCUUGUAUUCUGUGAUACAUAAAUCAAAUAUUGUUGUCCUUGUUUUGUUUUAUCAAAAGUAUGCCGAAUUUGGAAUAAAUUCUCAUGAAAAUUG
Molecule: messenger RNA, 2226 nt
Organism: Saccostrea cuccullata (small rock oyster)
Lineage: Eukaryota; Metazoa; Mollusca; Bivalvia; Ostreida; Ostreidae
Exons: 11
Coding region: 144-1721 (525 amino acids)
Source: RefSeq, a predicted model, not a curated record